AUGAGCAACUCUGCCACGAGACGCACUGUCAUCAUCACCGGUGCCGCCGAAGGCAUAGGACGCGCAAUCGCAACGAGGCUAGCAAGAGAUGGAUAUGACCUUGGCCUGUUCGAUCUCCCCCAUGCGCGCGACAGGCUAGAAGAAUUAGCCGAAAGUACCCGGACCAGGCAUGGUGCCAAAGUCUGCAAUGUGUACGGGGAUGUAACAGUAGAGGAUGACGUCAAGCGGCUCGUGGAGACAGUUGUGCAAGAGCUCGGCGGCCUGUAUGCUUUUAUCGCUAAUGCUGGCAUCGCUCGGAUCGGUACUCUCCAUGAGGUGCCGACGGAGGAGUUCGACAAGUUGAUGAAUGUCAACGUCAAGGGGGUGUUUUUCAGUUACAAGUACGCCGCUAUACAGCUCAUCAAGCAAGGCCAUGGUGGACGUAUGAUUGGUGCAGCGUCAGCCGCUGGAAAGAAAGGAGCUUCGGGAUGGGGCGUCUACAGCGCCUCAAAGUUCGCGGUGCGGGGUUUGACCCAGUCCGCUGCGAUGGACUACGGGAAAUACGGCAUCACAGUGAAUGCUUACGCCCCGGGAUUCAUUGAGACACCCCUCUUGGAAGGGAUUGACGAAAUAUACAGCGCAAAGAUAGGCAAACCCAAGGGGACGUGGACGCAGGAGUCGUCGGCCAAUUGGAAUGUAUUACGCCGCCAUGGACAGCCGGACGACGUUGCAAACCUUGUGUCAUUCCUCGUCUCGGAUAAUGCAGCAUUUAUCACCGGUGAGAAUCCGUCGUGUACGCGAUCGUAG
This is a messenger RNA of Dichomitus squalens LYAD-421 SS1, 786 nucleotides long. RefSeq names its product short chain oxidoreductase. Lineage: Eukaryota; Fungi; Basidiomycota; Agaricomycetes; Polyporales; Polyporaceae. The record is from RefSeq and is a predicted model, not a curated record. Bases 1 to 786 code for a protein of 261 amino acids. Gene Ontology annotation, molecular function: oxidoreductase activity, acting on the CH-OH group of donors, NAD or NADP as acceptor. The transcript has 6 exons.